Molecule: messenger RNA, 1255 nt
Organism: Copidosoma floridanum
Lineage: Eukaryota; Metazoa; Arthropoda; Insecta; Hymenoptera; Encyrtidae
Product: cyclin-dependent kinase 9-like
Biological process (GO): protein phosphorylation
Cellular component (GO): nucleus
Molecular function (GO): ATP binding; cyclin-dependent protein serine/threonine kinase activity; RNA polymerase II CTD heptapeptide repeat kinase activity
Source: RefSeq, a predicted model, not a curated record
GCAGAAUAAUUUUGUUUGUGUGUAAACAAAAACUGUUUAUCUCACCUGGUUAGAAAUAUCCAUAAAAUUAAUACACUUGUAACGUACGAUAGUAAGACACUGUAGAAUGAAUAUAAAAGAGAAGGAAAAAUAUAUUGAAGAGUUUGAAUUUCCGUUUUGCGAUGAAGCCACAAAAUACGAGAAGGUUGCUAAAAUCGGCCAGGGAACAUUUGGUGAAGUAUUCAAAGCACGCGAUAAAGCGAAUCCCAAGAGAUUUAUCGCCAUGAAAAAGGUUCUAAUGGACAAUGAGAAAGAAGGUUUUCCUAUUACAGCCUUGAGGGAAAUCAGGAUAUUGCAACUUUUGAAAAAUGAAAAUAUUGUUAAUCUAAUAGAAAUCUGUAGAACUAAAGCUACGCAGCAUAAUCGAUAUCGUUCUACAUUCUAUUUAAUAUUUGAUUUUUGUGAGCACGACCUUGCCGGUUUACUUUCAAAUGUGAAUGUGAAAUUUAGUUUGGGAGAAAUAAAAAAGGUCAUACAACAGUUACUGAAUGGACUCUAUUACAUACACAGCAACAAGAUUUUACACAGAGAUAUGAAAGCGGCAAAUGUUUUGAUAACAAAAAAUGGUAUACUGAAAUUGGCUGAUUUUGGACUUGCCAGAGCAUUUAGUAUAAACAAAGGCGGCCAAGCAAACCGUUACACCAACAGAGUUGUGACCUUAUGGUACAGGCCACCAGAACUACUUUUGGGUGACAGGAAUUAUGGGCCACCGGUUGACUUAUGGGGUGCUGGCUGCAUAAUGGCCGAGAUGUGGACUCGAUCACCAAUAAUGCAAGGAAAUACAGAGCAACAGCAGCUGACUCUUAUAUCGCAACUUUGUGGUUCCAUAACGCCUGAUGUUUGGCCGGGAGUAGAUCAAUUAGACUUAUUUAAUAAAAUGGAAUUAAUUCAGGGCCAAAAACGAAAAGUGAAAGAAAGGCUAAGACCUUAUGUUAAAGAUGCCUAUGCAUGCGAUUUGUUGGACAAAUUGCUGAUUUUGGAUCCCAGCAAAAGAUUCGAUUCUGACACAGCUUUGAAUCACGAUUUUUUUUGGACUGAUCCAAUGCCUUGUGAUUUGGGCAAAAUGUUGGCCCAACAUACUCAGAGUAUGUUUGAAUAUUUAGCUCCGCCGCGGAGGCCUGGCCACAUGCGUCAUCCGCAUCAUCCAGUACCUGGAGGACAGGCAAAACCGAAUUCUACUGCAGUAGACACAAGCUAUCAAGACAGAGUUUUCUAA